GCAACGCUCACUUCAUCCCCAAAUCCAAAGAUCAUGUUUCCGCCAUAACUCUCGCUAGUCUUGGCCAGCUGUCUGUGAUAUUGAAACUAUAGUGCCCUGGGAGGCAAUUCUUCCCGGAAGGACUUGUGGGAAGGAGUGCACAUAAUUGGCACCUCUGCCCAACGUCAGAGGGAAGUCGCAUCCGCGUCACGAUGGCGCUUAACGGCCCCGAUAUCGGUUGGCCCUUUGAAUCGUACCCGUGUUGCGAACCCUUAAGAGGAAACCGGCCAGACCCACCACCAGAUGGAAGGUGUCUUCGCGGGAUGGGUAUGGAGUACGGGCAGCAAAAAGCUUCUCCACCAAGAGCGGUUCGCGGGUUAUAAACAUAUAAAAAUACAUAAUCAAGCGUUCAGUGUGGAACGAUCGGUUCGCCCGAGUGGACGCAAAACUCUACAGCAGUACACCGGUGCGCGGUCUCGGCCUGCUCUUGGUGUUUCGGUGUGUGGAAGGAAGGUAGAGCGAAAAAAAAACGAACAACGUGCGUGGAAAGUGUGUCCGCCGUCACCACCAGCAGGGUGUUCGUGUUCCCUCACCUACUUACGCUGUGAGGGCAUCAUCAUUUGCCCAGGGCGCUGUACAUCGCAAACCAUCGUCUAGGUAGCGACUGAAACCGUCCCCGUAUCGUUUGGUUCAGAAUGCAGCCCGUCUGUCUGGCAGCACUGGUGGUGGUGUGGUGUGCCAUCGCCGUACCCACCUUCGCGGAACAGGCCGAGCAGCGUAACUUCGAGCCGAGCAGUGAUCCUGCCCUGUUCGCACUCGAUCGUGGCGCGAGCAACGAUGGCCGUCUGUACACGUUCGACAACCUGUCCGUCGCUCAGGAUCCGCGUGCGUAUCGGCCAGAUGUGGGUGCGCUAGAUUUCGUGUACCACAACCAUGACGAGAUGACGCGCUAUCUGCGUGCGACUACCGCACGCUACCCGAACCUUACGGCCCUGUACUCGAUCGGCAAAUCGGCCCAGGGUCGCGAUCUGUGGGUGCUGGUAGUGUCGGCUUCCCCGUACGAGCAUAUGCUGGGGAAACCGGACGUCAAGUACAUCGGUAACAUUCACGGCAAUGAGGCAGUGGGGCGGGAACUGCUGCUCCACCUGAUCCAGUACCUGGUGUCGAGCUAUGGGUCCGAUCCGUACAUUAAGUGGCUGUUGGACAACACGCGCAUCCACAUUCUGCCCUCGCUCAACCCGGACGGGUACGCGGCGUCGAAGGAGGGCACGUGUGACGGUGGCCAAGGGCGUUACAAUUCGCGCGGGUUCGACCUGAACCGUAACUUCCCGGACUACUUCAAGCAGAACAACAAACGCUCGCAGCCGGAAACGGAGGCGGUGAAGGAUUGGAUCUCGAAGAUACAGUUCGUGCUGAGUGGUUCGCUGCACGGUGGUGCGCUUGUUGUGAGCUACCCGUACGACAACACGCCCAAUGCCAAAAUCUGUCGCUCUUCGUCUACAUGCGCCGUCUUCCACAGCUACCUGUCGCAACCGUCGUUGACACCGGACGACGACGUGUUCAAGCAUCUGUCGCUGACGUACGCGAACAAUCACGGUAAGAUGUCGCGCGGCGUCGCCUGCAAAACGGCCUCACCAUCCUUCGAGAACGGCAUCACGAACGGUGCCGCCUGGUAUCCACUGACCGGUGGUAUGCAGGACUUCAACUACGUCUGGCACGGUUGCAUGGAGGUAACGCUCGAGGUGUCCUGCUGCAAGUUUCCACCGGCGUACGAGCUGCGCAAGUACUGGGACGACAAUCAGAUGUCGCUGAUCAAGUUUCUCGCCGAGGCGCACCGUGGCGUGCAGGGCUUCAUCAUGGACCCGACCGGCAAUCCGGUCGAGCGGGCACAGCUCAAAAUAAAGGGGCGCGAUAUUGGGUUCACCACCACCAAGUACGGUGAGUUCUGGCGUAUACUGCUGCCGGGCGUGUAUAAGCUGGAGGUGUUUGCGGACGGAUUCGUGCCGAAGGAUGUGGACUUUAUGAUCGUGGAGCAGCAUCCCACGUUGCUGAACGUGACGCUGCAACCGUCCAAGCGUACAACGCACACGCUGUUAAAGCAACACGCAUCCUCUACUAACAAGCGUCCACGGAUGAAUAGCUCUCGUGCUAAGAUAGCUAUGGCUCCGACUGCUACUACUUCUACUACCACUACCACUUCACUUCCCGCUACUACUACUACCACCACUACUAAUCCUACUUCCAUCACGUCUACUGUUGGAUCUACUACUGGCUCUUUCUCUUUCACCGUAAAGGAUGCGGAACACAGCAACAUACAGCUACCCGGUGCGUCGUACGACCGGCCACCGGCCACCGGACCCGAGCCGAGUACCGCCAAUCGAGAUCGGCUCAUUUUCAGCUCCUGAGCCAGUGGGUAACAGAUUGUUUGUACAUAGAUAACCCGAGCGGAUCGAAAAGCCAAACCACCAUUUUACGCAUUAUAAUCUAGGGUAGGUUGUGGUAUAGAGUUCUAGAGAGUACAAACGGUGCGUACAAAUCUAAUACGUUCAGGCGGACGUCACACAAGUAGUCACACAACCAAUGCGUAGUCUGUAAGCGUUUGUUAAUAUUUUCGUCAAAUAAUCGUUACAACUUACCCCACGAGCAACUCGAUGCCAAACUAGGAACGCUUGAGAUAUAGUUCUUUCUCCUCAAAAAAAAAUUACCUUGUUCCAAGUUAUUGCCACGUUUUCCCUUAACUCUUUGACGCAUAAUAUACCGGCUCACCUUCUGGAAGCCACCUUCUGGAACAUGUGUACAUAGUUACUGGGUGUGUGUGUGUGUGGCUGGGUUUUUACUUAACCAAAACUCUCUCUCUCUCUUCGCGUCUGUCUCUUCCGGUCUCCCGGGCGAAUCGUGCGCUAAGGGCGGAACAGUACCUAUGUAACCGGCACCCUAUCCCCACUUCUCCCCUAUUACGUACAGCGCAAUGACGGCUCGCAACACUAUCGACCGGCCGCCUCGACCCAGUACCGGCCCCAGCAGCUACCACCGACCGCAUCGCAAGGUUCCGGUUCGGACGAGGGCAUCCUGUCGACGCUUAGCAGUGGCUUCAACAGUUUAGUCAAUAACAUCUUCGGCUAAUUCACCACUGUCCCCGCCCGCGGUCGGGGGGCCGCUGUUGCGCCUUUCGGAAACUGGUCAGACACUCAGGCCUGAUCCCAACAAAGGCCUGCAAUCUCGGAUUCGAAGGUGGGAGGGGAGGAGGGGGAGAUGGGGAGAAAGGUGAAAGAAUGUGAAACACAUGGUACAAUGCUCUGUCUGCAAGAUGCAACAAUAAAUUAUCUAUUUAUUUAAUAGCAAA
This is a messenger RNA of Anopheles stephensi (Asian malaria mosquito), 3322 nucleotides long. Its product is annotated as carboxypeptidase M-like. The coding region runs from base 675 to 2384 and encodes 569 amino acids. NCBI's taxonomy places the organism in Eukaryota, Metazoa, Arthropoda, Insecta, Diptera, Culicidae. Gene Ontology annotation, cellular component: cell surface. The record is from RefSeq and is a predicted model, not a curated record. Gene Ontology annotation, biological process: proteolysis. Gene Ontology annotation, molecular function: zinc ion binding; metallocarboxypeptidase activity. The transcript has 5 exons.